This is a messenger RNA of Puccinia graminis f. sp. tritici CRL 75-36-700-3, 2328 nucleotides long. RefSeq lists its product as uncharacterized. NCBI's taxonomy places the organism in Eukaryota, Fungi, Basidiomycota, Pucciniomycetes, Pucciniales, Pucciniaceae. Gene Ontology annotation, biological process: cristae formation. Gene Ontology annotation, cellular component: MICOS complex. The coding region runs from base 95 to 2077 and encodes 660 amino acids. The record is from RefSeq and is a predicted model, not a curated record. The transcript has 4 exons.
AUGACUAUGACUAUGACUAUGACUAUGACUGCAUCCUUGCCAGCCAGCCUUCAUCCAACCAAGAACCCUCCAACUCUUCAAUCGAUCGAGACCAAUGCUCAAGCUAAACUGCAAACCACCACGAACACUCAAACGGAUCACCAACAACAAGCUCACCAAAUAUAGACUCUAUGCCACAGAGAUCAACCCAGCCCAACCUAUCAAGCCAGUCAAGAAGAAGGGAAUCUUCAGGAAAUUGAUCCUGCCCACCACUCUCUUGGGUGGAACCCUUUACGGUGCUGGCAUCUAUGGAUCAUUCCAAAAUGAUAAAUUCAGAGACUUCUUCAUGGACCAAGUACCAUUGGGUGAAAAACUACUAAACUUCUUCGAGGAAUCUAACCUCGAGCAUGUCGCCGAUCUCUCGAAAGGAACGAUGGAAGUACUCGAUCAAUCCAUCAAGAAGAUCAAGACAGUCACCGGGAUCACAACCUCGGAGGAGAAGACUCGCCAGAAAGACUCACCCACGCUCGAGAAAAUUAAGGCGAAAACUGAGGCUGCCGUCCAACGAGGAAAAGAUCUAUCUCAAGACAUCUCCAACUCAUUGCCAAAUCCACCCAAGAACCUCAACCCUAAUCUCACCACUAAACAUUCAGGACCAUCAACAACAACCACUGCGACCAAAGUACCAAUCAGUGAUGAGGCUCCGAUCAGUCUCCCGCAACCAUCAGCCCAGACCGGCAUGCCUACUUACAACCGAGAAAUCCCGAUCGGCCAUGAACCACCUCCGGGAUAUCGUGGCUCAGCUCCACGACCUCGCGAUCCUUCUACCGAACCACUCCCACCCCCUCCAGCCUUACCAUUACUCGCACCGACGGUCAAGAAUCUCUCGAGCUCAGAGCCGAUCCUCGGCCAACUGGCUUCAUCGAUCGACAGUCUUGCCGGCUUCCUACGUGACCAUCCUGACGUCGUGGUCCGGGGCAAGGAUCCGAGUGGGAAAGAUGCCCCCCGGGUCCUCUCGACGGCCUCGGAAGAAUUGAAAAAUCUAGCUGGACGACUGGAAACCAUCAAGUCGGAGAAACAGGCUCAACUGCAGAACCAAUUGGAAUCACAAGCCAAGGAGUAUGGCAAGAUCCUCUUGGACGCCGAACGUGAGUUACACCAAAGACUCGACCAACAGGAGGAGAGUUGGAAGAAUACCUUCGAUCAGGAGCGCUCCAAGUUGGCGAAAUCAUUCGAAGAUAAGCUGGCCAAGGAGUUAGAAACUCAACAAGCCUUGAUCAACGAGCGGCUCGAACAGGAGGUGAUCUCGCAAGGACUGGAGAUGCAACGACGAUGGAUGAGGGAGAUCAAGAGUCAGGUAGAGCUCGAACGAGAGGGUCGAUGGGGCAAGCUGGCCGAGCUCGAAGGUUGCAUGAAACAGCUGGGCCGGGUGACGUUAGAUAAUGAGGAAUACUUGGAAGACCAUCUGCGGAUCAACCAGCUCUGGAAUGCGAUCCGGGCCAUCUCCGCCUCGGCCUUCGAGAACCAUUCAAAGGUCCCAUUAGACCACGAAGCGAGGGCGCUCCAACGGAUCAGCGACCGGGCCAAGAAAGCUAACGCGGCGGUCGCCGAGGAGGGCUCGGGUGGAGGAGCCUCCUCCUGCGACGACGUGAUCUCCGUCGCCCUGGAGAGCAUGCCGGCGGUCGCGAUCGAUGCUGGGGUCGAGAGCCUGCCCGGGCUGACGCUCUGGUUCAAGAACUCGGUGUCCCCCAGGAUCCAAUCGGCCAGUCUCUUGCCCACCCAAGGCGGCCUCAUCUCCUACUUCACCUCGCACAUCUUGAGCAACUUCUUCUUCACCAAUCUUGCCCCUCAAACUGCUACUACUACUACUACCUCGCUCGACCAUCAGCCUCAAGACCCGAUCUCGAUCCUCAAUCAGGUUAAUGCGCUCUUGGACGUCAAGGACCUCGAACAGGCUACUCGUCUCCUUAAUUCUUUGAACGGUUGGCCGAAGGUCUUGGCUAGAGAUUGGUUACAGGCGGCUAGAAGACAUCUCGAAUUACAUCAGGCUAUUCAAGUCAUUGAAGCCGAAGCUACUCUGCAAUCAUUACUGUUGUGAAAUGAUGUUUGUGUAGAAUCAAGUCAAAAUAAAAAGUGACUUCUCCGUUCUCCUUUUUGUAUUUUUUUUGUUAAAAAGAGAGAGAGAGAGGAAAAGAGUGAACCCAGCUUGAUGAGUCGGCAUUCAAUCCAGUUCAGAUUAAUCAAAUUACAUAUAAUCAUACACAUAGAAAUAGAAAGAUGUGCGAUUGUUGUCUGUCUGCUCCUGAACAGAAAAAAAGCCAAUAAAAUCGAAGACUGAUUAUGAUGAGA